GGUGGGGGGUACAAGGAGCAGGGAGGAUUGGCAGGGCGAGAGACGAAGAAACCCAGGGUAGCUGGACAAGGGGAAGGGGAGGGGCGGCCGGGAACCUGGGGCCCUUGGAUGGAGAGGGGAUGAAGCAGGCCAGUUUUGGAAGAAACAGGGAAGGGAGAGGACGGCAGUGAGGAGGGGCGCCUAGGAGGAGAGGUGAGGAUGAAGGCGCAAAGGAGAGUAUAUCUGGGGAAAGGGAAACCAGGGCAGGUACAGAGGCCGAGCUCCUGAGGUAGCUAUGGGGCUAGACUGGAGACCCCCGGGUGGGACUGAGGGGCGGAGACUGGAAAAGGGAAGCCGGGAGCCUCCCAGUUCCUGGGGGAGGAAGGUGAUUUGGGCAAUAAGUGAGGCAAGUGGAUGUCUCCCUCCAUCGCUGAGCGUCCAGGGAGCAGGAAUAGGGGUGGACACAGGCCCAACCCAGGCUAACUGGAAGUGGGGGACGGCAGGGCGCAGGGAUAGAUGGAUGGGUGGUAUUUUGGAUCCCCAAGGUAGAAGGCUCCCACCCUUCAUCCAGCAUCUCCACCCUGCCCUCAUGACAAACCCCCAACCCCCAUCCCAGUCUCAGGGCCCAAGAGAGGGUGGGAGUCUGACUGUCUCCCCCUUCCCCAGUGGGGUGCAAUGUACUACGCAAGUAGGCCCCGACAUAACUCCUUGUCUGUAGUGGAUCCGGGACCCAGGGAGGGCCGCCCCCCGGGCCUGGUGGCGCUGAGUAGGGCCCCCCAGCCCCCACCUCCUGCCCCACGACAUGAACCUCCUCUACCGGAAAACCAAGCUGGAGUGGAGGCAGCACAAGGAGGAGGAGGCCAAGAGGAGCUCCAGUAAGGAGGUGUCUCCCACAGGCCCGGCAGGGCCCGGGGCUGGCCCAGGGCCUGGGGUCCGUGUGAGGGACAUCGCCUCGCUGCGCCGCUCCCUCAGGAUGGGCUUCAUGACGAUGCCUGCCUCCCAGGAGCACACCCCCCACCCCUGCCGCAGUGCCAUGGCCCCACGCUCCCUCUCCUGCCACUCAGUGGGCAGCAUGGACAGUGUGGGGGGUGGGCCUGGGGUGGGCAGUGGGGGUCUCACAGAGGACAGCAGCACCCGAAGACCCCCAGCCAAACCUCGGAGACACCCCAGCACCAAGCUCAGCAUGGCUGGGUCAGGGGCAGAGACACCCCCCAGCAAGAAAGCAGGCUCACAGAAACCAACCCCGGAGGGCCGUGAAUCCAGCCGAAAGGUUCCUCCACAGAAGCCCAGACGAAGCCCUAACACUCAGCUCUCCGUCUCCUUCGAUGAGUCUUGCCCCUCAGCCCCUUGUCCUCGAGGGGGGAACCUACCCCUUCAGCGUCUCAGUAGGGGGUCCUGUGUAGCUGGGGACCCUGAGGUGGGUGCCCAGGAAGAAGAGCCUGUGUACAUCGAGAUGGUGGGUGAUGUCUUCAGGUCAGGAGGGCGAAGUGGGGGGGGCCUAACCGGGCCCCCUCUUGGGGGUGGGGGCCCAACCCCUCCAGCUGGCGCUGACUCGGACUCAGAAGAGAGUGAGGCCAUAUACGAGGAGAUGAAAUACCCGCUGCCCGAGGAGACUGGGGAAGGCCGGACCAACGGGGUCCCAGCACUGACGGCAGCAGCCUCCAUACACCAGCCUCAUGUCCUUCAGCCCCAUGCCCACCGCCGGCCGGCUUCAGCCCUCCCCAGCUGGAGGGACGGGACGCCCACCAAGACCACUCCUUGUGACAUUCCCCCACCCUUCCCCAACCUCCUUCAGCACCGUCCUCCGCUCCUGGCCUUCCCCCAAGCCAAGUCUGCUUCCCGAACCCCUGGCGAUGGGGUCUCAAGGUUACCAGUCCUCUGUCACUCCAAGGAGCCAGCCAGCUCCUCCACCCCAGCUCCCCAAGUGCCUGUCCGGGAGCGGGAGACGCCUCCCCCACCGCCUCCGCCUCCUGCUGCCAACCUGCUGCUUCUGGGACCCUCGGGCCGGGCCCGGAGCCACUCAACACCGUUGCCACCCCAGGGCUCUGGCCAGCCCCGGGGGGAGCGGGAACUCCCCAACUCCCACAGCAUGAUCUGCCCCAAGGCGGCAGGGGCGCCGGCAGCCCCUCCUGCCCCAGCCACCUUGCUCCCCGGCCCCCCCAGGGACAAGGCUGUGUCUUACACCAUGGUGUACUCAGCAGUCAAGGUGACCACUCACUCCGUCUUGCCAGUUGGCCCACCCCUGGGUGCUGGGGAGCCAAAGACGGAGAAGGAGAUCUCAGUUCUCCACGGGAUGCUGUGCACCAGCUCAAGGCCUCCUGCGCCUGGGAAAUCCAGCCCCCACAGCGGGGUUGUGGGCACAGCAGCUGGAGUCCUCCACCACCGAGGCUGCCUGGCCUCCCCCCACAGCCUUCCGGACCCAACUACAGGUCCUCUUACCCCCCUCUGGACAUACCCAGCUGCAGCAGCUGGGCUCAAGAGACCCCCUGCCUAUGAGAGCCUCAAGGCUGGGGGGGUGCUGAACAAGGGCUGUGGAAUGGGGGCCCCAUCCCCCAUGGUCAAGAUCCAGCUUCAGGAGCAAGGGACUGAUGGGGGUGCCUUUGCCAGCAUCUCCUGCGCCCAUGUCAUCACCAGUGCAGGGACACCAGAGGAAGAAGAGGAGAUGGGUGCCACGGCAUUUGGGGCAGGCUGGGCUCUGCAGAGGAAGGUCCUGUACGGAGGGAGGAAGGCAAAGGAGCUGGACAAAGUCGACGAUGGUGCCCGGGCCUGGAACGGCAGUGCCGAGGGUCCAGGCAAAGUGGAGCGUGAGGACAGGGGCCCCAUGGCAUCAGGGAUCCCAGUGAGGAGCCAGGGAGCUGAGGGCCUGCUGGCCAGGAUCCACCACGGAGGGGACCGAGGAGGGAGCCGCACGGCACUGCCUGUACCCUGCCAGACCUUCCCUGCCUGCCAUCGCAAUGGAGACUUCACUGGAGGCUACCGCCUGGGGCGCUCAGCCUCCACUUCUGGAGUCCGGCAGGCCGCACUCCAUACACCCCGGCCCUGCAGCCAGCCUAGGGACACCCCGAGCCAGACCCACCCUGCACUGCCGCCACCGCUGCCCCUGCCGCCCCAGCCGGCCCGAGAGCGCGAGCGCGAGCGCGAUGGCAAGCUGCUGGAGGUGAUCGAGCGCAAGCGCUGCGUGUGCAAGGAGAUCAAGGCCCGCCACCGCCCCGACCGGGGCCUCUGCAAGCAGGAGAGCAUGCCCAUCCUCCCCAGCUGGCGGCGAGGGCCGGAGCCCCGCAAGUCCGGCACCCCGCCCUGCCGCCGGCAGCACACCGUCCUCUGGGACACUGCCAUCUGAGGAGGGCGGGAGGCCGGGCUUCGCCUGGGGGGACGGGACGGGACGGGAGGGGUGGGCAGGCCGUGCUGGCUGGACACUUGCUUUGAAAGAGGGUCACUUGAAAGGACCAGGCAGGAGAGAGCUCGGGAGAACACCUGCCCUCCACCCAAACCCCAGAGAUGAGGAGUCUGCCGGCCCAUCGGGCUUGGGGCAUCAGCAGCACCCCCAGACCUCUGGGGGAGGAGGGUUUGCUUGUGAUUGGAGGUGAGGCUCUCCUCGCAGAACCUGGUUGACCCGUCCGUCCUCGUCCUCGGGAGGGCUGCGAAGGCAAGCCUGUGGUCAGCAUGGGGGAGGAGGAGAGGGCUAGGGAGAAGGGGCGGGUCUAACCGCGGAGUGGCACGAGCGGGAGCUGUAGACUGGCGAUUUUAUAGAGGCGGGGAUGGGGAGGGGAUUUAUUUUAUUUAUUUUCACCGGAGGGCAAUUCUGGGCCCUUCUGUCUACUUCUAAGUGGGGAGUGGGGGGCUGGGGGCAAUUAAAAGGGAAACUAGUUUGCACUCUCCCCAAUACCCAAGGCCCCACCAUCCAUGCCCACCUCAAAGCUAGGGAUUGGUCUGGAAUGGGGAGUGGAGCAGGGGAGGGGAGGGGCUCAGGUGGAUGGAGGGCCUUAGGCCAUUUACAGUACUUACCAGUCUCCUGAAUUUGGUAGUGAGCAGUGGCCUGCUCUGAGACAGGCCUUAUUUAGCUCUGGGUGAGGGUCUAGCACCAGGGAUGGGUGGGCUGAUGGGGAAGGAGGGACAUUUUAGUGGGUGGGGGGUGGUCAGGGUAUUUAUUUAAAUUUAAAAAAAUCAAAAGAU
Messenger RNA from Condylura cristata (star-nosed mole), 4152 nucleotides. RefSeq names its product neuronal tyrosine-phosphorylated phosphoinositide-3-kinase adaptor 1 (gene NYAP1). The coding region runs from base 782 to 3319 and encodes 845 amino acids. The transcript has 7 exons. Lineage: Eukaryota; Metazoa; Chordata; Mammalia; Eulipotyphla; Talpidae. The record is from RefSeq and is a predicted model, not a curated record. Gene Ontology annotation, biological process: phosphatidylinositol 3-kinase/protein kinase B signal transduction; neuron projection morphogenesis.